Messenger RNA from Chironomus riparius, 7914 nucleotides. Lineage: Eukaryota; Metazoa; Arthropoda; Insecta; Diptera; Chironomidae. The record is from the annotation of a GenBank genome assembly.
AUGAGAUUUGAUGUGCAAAAGUAUCUUGAGACUUCAACAAUUCACGGACUUGUGUACAUAUCUAAAAGAUUUCAUACUAUUGAGAGAAUAUUCUGGAUUUUUGUGCUGCUUUGUUCGACUAUCUACACCUCAAUAUUGAUUACUAAAUACAUAAUAAAGGUUCGAAAAUUUCCUAUUGUCUCGUACCUGUCUGAUCAGUCAAUGGCUGUAUCUGAGAUCAACUUUCCAGCUGUUACAGUAUGUCCACGAAUGAAGUAUCGAAUUCCACUUGGAUCCUAUUCCAAAAAUCGGAAGAAUUACUUUUAUGAGAAUCACACACUGAAGCAGCUUUACUAUGAAUAUGAGGAAGAGAUGAUUGAGUUUAUGGAUGAAAGGAAAUUUGGGAACAUAAGUUAUGGAGACUUUUUGGAUAGGCUGGAAAAUGGAAGCAUAAAACCUCAGGAAUUGAAUAUUCGAAUACUUAAACGCCUUCAAGUCAUGGACAUCAUUGAGAAUCGCAAUAUAUUCCACAAACUUAACUUUUCAGUUCCAACUGACGAUUUUCUUGAAAUUCUGAAUAUGUUUAAGAAAAAGUUCUUUCCUGGCUCGAUGUCAAUUGCAUUCUUUUGGAUUGAUGAGUACAAAGGAUAUGCAUCAGAGAUCAUAACACAGUGGGGCUUGUGCUUCACAUACAACAUCGCAUUCAGUCAUGAUCUACUGCACACCAACUCAACAUCUGAUGACUUUCAUUAUCAAGUUGCUUUAAAACGCGAUGUGCCAGUGAUUAGCCAAAAAACAUUUCGCUUUGAUCAUCCACCAAAGGAACUGCCACAAAUGAUUUCAUCAUCAAAAGCUGGAUUGUGGGUUGGAUUUAAUCUUCAUGUAGAUGAUAUCAAGAAAAUAGCAAAUAAUACAUUUGAAGAGCAUACAAUAAUUUUACAUGAUCCAUUUGAGCUGCCAUCAUCAAAGUCUAAGAUAUUUGAGCUUAAUAUUAAGUAUCAAACGACAAUUUGGAUUAAACCACAACAAAAUUCAAUUGAUGAGUCACUGACGGAUUAUAAACCUGCUGAACGCAACUGCUACCUGGAAAACGAAAAAAUCCUGAUAUUCUUCAAAGUCUACACGAAAAACAACUGCGAGAAUGAAUGUUUGACUGAUUUUAUGCUCAGUCGUUGUGGCUGCGUUGAAUUCUUCAUGAUUCGAAAUUCUUCAACUCGAAUUUGUUCAGCAAAUGAGCAAAGCUGCUACAAGAAAGCUGCUGAUGACUUUGAGGAACAGAAAAACUAUUGCGACUGCUUUAAUCCUUGUGACUAUGUCAAGUAUGACUUUAUAAAACAAAAUUAUGGAUACUCAUACAUAAAAGCAAUGAUUUCAUAUUCUAUUACCGGCUUUCGAUUGCAAUAUCAAGAAGAUAUUUUUACUGAACUCAUCCGUAAGCAGCAGUUUACAUUUGUUGACUUUUUGGCUUUCGUUGGCGGAAUUUUAGGACUUUUUGCUGGAUUUUCAGUUCUUUCAUUUAUUGAGUUAAUUUAUUGGUUCACGGUUCGAGUUUUUACCAAAAAUCGAAAGAAGCAUGUCACGAAAGUACAUUCAUUGGGUCUUGUACAGGAUAUCAACUCGAAGCUAACUUUAGUAGGAGAAGUAUCGCAGUCGUACUUGAAUGAGUCAUCAAUUCAUGGACUUUGGUAUAUUUCUGAGUUUUCUUGGAUCAGCAGCAUUCCGUGGACUUUCUUCGUCUACACAUCGAUGACUUUCUGUUUGCACAUGAUUUUGAGCACAAAAGAGAGUGUCCCAGAUAGUCGUGUGAUUGCUUACGAUGAUAAUUUUAUGAUGAUUGAAAAUAUUUCAUUUCCAGCAUUCACAAUAGUUCCACAAUAUUCUAGAACUCCACUUUUUGUUGCUGAAAUGUACUGGAAUAUUUAUGAUGGACCUUCGAUUAUGAGAAAUAUGGAUUCACAAACAUUAAUUCAAUUUAAGAAGAACAUGACGCAUUACAAUUUUUGUGAGGAAGUGUUUUAUGCUUAUAAUUUGAAUUUCAACUUUAGUUGCGUUCCUUACGUGAUUCCUGUUUUAAAAGAAAACUCAAAGAUUAAUUGGUUCCGUGAGCAGCUUUCAUCAUUUAAUGGCAAAUAUCAGCCAGAAUUUGCAGAAAUUCGAACAUCCAGAGGCAUGGGAUUCACAUUUAACAUGAUUGAUGCUGAUGAGAUGUUCAACUUUGAUCAGAUCAGCUCAGACUUCAACUACACCAGAAACAUCACAACAAAGUCAGAAAACUCAACUCAAAUCCCAAAAUCUAUCAAAUAUCCAAUAAAAUUCAAUAAAGAUGAUCAAGUCAAAUUUUCCAUCAAGCUAUUUCCAUCGCCUGCAACUCAAGUAAGCUGCAUCAAGCAAUCAUUUAUCAUUCACACAUCUGAUGAUCUGCCAACGUUUAAUGUCAGAAUGGAUUUCAUGGCUUUUGAUAGUGGAGCAGCUAUCGAUGUGAUUGUGACUCCUAAAGUCAUUAGAACUGUUGAGUAUUUAAAGAGAUUGAAGCCAAAAGAACGAGAAUGUUAUUUUGAUGGUGAAAAAUCACUGAAAUAUUUUAAAAAAUAUUCUCAGAAGAACUGCGAAGCUGAAUGCUUAGCAAACAUAACAAUGGAUAAUUGUGGAUGUGUAGAUUUUAACCAGCCAUUCAGCAAUCCAAAUGAAUUUUGUUUAAACAUAUCAAAAGCUGACUCAACUUGCAACAGCAAUCUCAAACGAGAUCUUUACACAUUCAUUGACUUUUCACCCGAACAGAAUUGCUCAUGCCUGCCAUUGUGCAACUCAAUCAGCUACAACAUCAAAUAUUAUACAAAGCAUGAAUCAGGUGGGAAUGAGACAACAAUAAAUGUGAGAAUGAACAUGGACGACAUCGUUUUGUUCCGAAGAUAUCAGCAAUUUACAUUCUCGGAUGUUGUUUCUUAUGUCGGUGGACUUUUGGGACUUUUUGCUGGCAUUUCAAUGCUUUCAAUUGUUGAAUUUUUCUACUUUUUUACAAUUCGGAUUUUUUGGAUCUGUGCUUUGGCAUCUUCUGCCACAUUUACUUCAGUUUUGAUCGUUCAGAUUGUCACAAAAAUUCGAAAUGUUCCAAUUCUAGUUUAUCUAUCUGAUCAGUCAGUGCCUGUGUCUAAGAUUAAUUUUCCAGCUGUCACUGUGUGUCCAAGUUUUAAAACAAGCUUGCUAAAGGAAAAAAAAAGUUUCGGAUACUACGAGAAGCACACACUUAGAAAGAUUUUUUAUGAAAAUGAAGAAUAUUUGCUAGAAACUGAAGAUGAAAGGAAGUUCGGGAACAUUCUGUAUGUCGAUUUCUUAGACAAGAUUGAGAAUGGCAGCAUUAAACCUGAAGAACUAGGCUCAAAACUCCUUAAACGCCUUCAAGUCAUCGAUCUGAUCACAAAUCGUGGAACUUUUCACAAAUUAAAUUUCUCAGUUCCAACAGACGAUUUUCUUGACGUCAUCAAUGAGUUUGACAAGGAAUUUGAUGAUGUUUUUUCAAUUGUAUUUUACUGGAUUGGAACAUAUCGACACCGUAUCUCAGAAAUUAUCACCCAAUGGGGCUUGUGCUUUACAUACAAUAUUGCAUUCAGUCAUAAUUUAUUGAACUUUAACUCAACUUCUGAAGACUUUCAUUAUCAAAACACAAUUCGAAAGCUAACAAUUAAAGCGAUGCCAAAUCAGCCGUUGGAAGUUUCACCAAAAAGUAUUUCAUCGGCAAAUGCUGGAUUAUGGGUUGGCUUUAAUAAGCUCGCUCCAUACAUAGGUGGAAAUGCUGAUGGAUAUGUUAGCUUAUUUCAUGAUCCAUUUGAGUUGCCAUCAAAAAGUUCUGAAAUGGCAGAAACAAGUUUGAAAAUUCAAACUAAAAUACUAAUUGAACCUCAAAUGAACUCGAUUGAUGAAUCGCUUGUUGAUUUUGAACCUGCUGAACGCAACUGCUACCUGGAAAACGAGAAAGUCCUGAAAUUCUUCAAAGUCUACACGAAAAACAAUUGCGAGAAUGAAUGUCUGACUGAUUUCAUGCUCAGUCGUUGUGGCUGCGUUGAAUUCUUCAUGAUUCGAAAUUCUUCAACUCGAAUUUGUUCGGCAAAUGAGCAAAGUUGCUACAAGAAAGCUGCAGAAGAUUUUGAGGAACAGAAAAGCUUCUGUGAAUGUUUUCAGCCUUGCGAAUAUAUCAAUUAUAACUUUGAGUAUCAUGAUCAUGGCCCUGCAGGUACUGGCAGGUCUAGCACGUUCCUAACAAGUGGAUUUUAUUUUCAAUACAAAAGCAAUGUUUUCAAUCAACUCGUCCGCAAGAAGCAGUACACAACGCUUGACUUUCUAUCAUUUGUUGGUGGAGUUUUGGGACUUUUUGCUGGAUUUUCGCUUCUUUCUUUAGUUGAGCUUAUUUAUUGGUUCACGGUUCGAGUUUUUGUUGAUAAUUCGAGGAAACCUGACAGUAAAGUGCACUCGAUAAGAGAAUUUAAGGCACAAGAAGGCUCACAAAAAAGGAUAAUAAUUAAUUCAUACUUGAAAGAGUCAUCGAUUCAUGGAUUUGGCUACAUUACUGGAUUUCCUAAAGUUGGCAGUAUUAUUUGGAUGCUAAUUGUGCUGGUUGUUAUGACUUGUUGCUCUCAUUUGAUAAUGGAUGCUCAGGAGAAGGUUCCGGAUAGUCUAAUGGUGGCUUAUGAUGAUGAUUUUAAAUCGGUACAGAAUAUUACAUUUCCGGCAAUCACAUUGGUUCCAACUUUUUCAAUUCCUACGCGAAUGCUUAUUGGAGACUUCUACUUUAAAGCUAUAGCAUCAAAACAUGGGAAAGCUGAGAUGGAAAAUGAGACAACCAGAGAGCCAUUCAUUAGAAAUUUAACAAAGUUUCAUUUUUGUUACGAGACUUUCACAGGAUACAGUAAUGGCUAUAAAUUAAGUUUUGUGCCGUACCUAUUUAGCAUGUUGAAAGAAAACUCACAAAUUGACUGGUUCCGCGACCAAUUUUCAUCAUUUAAUGGCAAAUAUCAGCCAGAAUUUGCUGAAAUUCGAACAUCCAGAGGCAUGGGAUUCACAUUUAACAUGAUUGAUGCUGAUGAGAUGUUCAACUUUAAUCAGGUUUUUUGGACAUUUACGCUCAUCUUUUCAGUCAUUUGCACUUCAUUGCUAAUCACUGAGCUUGUUAAGGCACAAAAUGUUCCCAUUGUGUCAUAUCUAUCGGACCAAAUGAUUCCUGUCUUUGAGAUUAACUUUCCAGCAAUUACAGUAUGUCCUCGAUUAAAGCCUGUAAUCAUGAGGUUACGUCGAUUUGGUGUUGGAUAUUCAUAUGCUCGGUAUGAAAAGCACACAUUGAGGACAUAUUAUUUUGAGUUUAAAGAAUCUGACAUGGAAUUAAAGGAUGAAUCAAGUUUUAAUGAUUUUAGCUAUGUUAGAGCUUUAGAUGAGAUUGAGAAUGGAACAUUAGAUCCACAUAAAUUAGGAAUUAAGCUCCUUAAACGCCUUCAAGUCAUCGACCUGAUCACAAAUCACGGAAUAUUUCAGAAAAUUAACCUUAAAAUCCCAGCAGAUGACUUCCUUGACGUCAAAAAUGAGUUUGAUAAGGAUUUUUUGAGUGACUACUUUGCCAUUGUGUUCAAAUGGAUUGCUGAAUAUCAACAAUAUGUGUCGGAAAUAAUUACACCACUUGGUUUGUGCUUUACAUUUAAUAUUGCACCUAAUCAUGAUGUAAUGGACACUAACUUAACAUCUGACGAUUUUCACUACAUUUAUGCAAUGAAAGAAUUUCAAAAAGGUUUAUGGAAGCAUGAAAAGCCACCACAAGAAUUAAAAAGAAUCGCUACAUCACAAUCUGGAUUAUGGAUUGGAUUUAACAUUCUCAGCCUAGUCAGUGAAAAUCUUAUUGGAUAUGAUGAACUUAGUGGAUUUAGAGUCAUUAUUCAUGACCCUUUUGAGCUGCCAACGACACGGUCCAAGAUUAUCAAACUUAACAUUGACUAUGAAACAAAGAUAAGCCUUAAUCCACAGUUAAAUUCUAUUGAUGAGUCUUUGUAUGACUAUGAACCGGAAGAACGCAACUGCUACUUGGAAAACGAGAAAGUCCUGAAAUUCUUCAAAGUCUACACGAAAAACAACUGCGAGAAUGAAUGUCUGACUGAUUUCAUGCUCAGUCUUUGUGGCUGCGUUGAAUUCUUCAUGAUUCGAAAUUCUUCAACUCGAAUUUGUUCGGCAAAUGAGCAAAGCUGCUACAAAAAAGCUGCUGAGAACUUUGAGGAACUGAAAAGAUCUUGUGGAUGCUUUGAUCCUUGCGAACAUGUAAAGUUUGAAUAUGAAAUCAAUGAAUAUGGAGCAGCAGAUAAGAAAUCGAAUACCGCAUACAAUGCCGUUGGUGGUCACAUCAGAUUCAAAAACAACGUAUUUAACCAUUUGGUCCGCAAGCAACAAUUCGAUACUCUCGAUUUUCUGUCAUUUAUUGGUGGAAUUUUAGGACUUUUUGCUGGAUUUUCAGCACUGUCGUUUAUUGAGCUGAUUUAUUGGUUUACAAUUCGACUCAUGAUUGGAAGUUGUAAGCGAGUCGACACCAAAGUUUAUCCAAUAGACGAAACUGUUAAGGAACAAUCAAAGACUUUAAAAAUUAUUGAUUCAUUCUUGUCAUACUUUAAUGAGUCAUCGAUUCAUGGAUUCAAUGAUGUCUUUGAGUUCUCGCGGAUUGGCAGCAUCCUUUGGACAUUCUUCAUCAUGUUCACUAUGAACUUCUGCUUCCACAUGAUAUCAAGUGUUCGAGAAAAGGUUCCAGACAGUCGAAUGAUUGCUUAUGAUGACAAUUUAAGGUUUAGAGAAGAGUUUUUAAAUAAUGCAACCACAAAAGAACCAUUUAAAAGAAAUUUGACGAAAUUUCAUUUUUGCAAUGAGAUUUACACUGGAUACUACUUUAAUUAUGACUUUAGUUAUAUCCCACAUAUCUUUGAUGCGUUGAAAGAGGAAUCAAAAGUUGAUUGGUUCCAGGAUCAAUUUUCAUCAUUUAAUGACAAAUAUCAGCCAGAAUUUGCUGAAAUUCGAACAUCCCGAGGCAUGGGAUUCACAUUUAACAUGAUUAAUGCUGAUGAGAUGUUCAACUUUGAGAAGAUCAGCUCGGAGUUCAACAAUACAAAGAACAUCACAACAAAGUCAAAAACUAAUACAAAAAUCACAAAAUAUCCAAUUAGACUUGACCGAAAGAGUCAAGCAAUAUUUUCAAUAAGAGUCAAGAAGAUUCCAGGAUUAUUCAUGAACUGUGUCAAGCAAUCCUUUAUGAUUCAUGCGCCUCAAUAUUCACCAGUUUUUAGUACUAGAAAGGAGUUUGCAUCUUUUGACUCUGGUGCCAGCAUUGACGUUACAAUCACACCAGAAAUGACCAAAACAGACAAAAAUUUAAGGCACUUAAAUCCAACAGUCCGAGAAUGUUAUUUUGAGGAUGAAAAGAAGUUGAAAUACUUUAAGAAAUACACUCAAAGUAACUGUGAAAUUGAAUGCCUGACAAAUAUAACAAUGGAUAGAUGUGGAUGUGUUGAUGUUAAUCAGCCAUAUACAACUAUUGAUGACAUCUGUAUUAAUAUCACAAGAGAAUUACUAAGCUAUUGUCCAGAAAAGCUUCAUCAUGAUUUAUUGACAAUUGAAACAUUCUCACCCGAACAGAACUGCUCGUGCCUGCCAUUGUGCAACUCAAUCAGCUACAACAUCAAAUAUUAUACAAAGCAUGAGUCAGGUGGGAAUGAGACAACAAUAAAUGUGAGAAUGAACAUGGACGACAUCAUUUUGUUCCGAAGAUAUCAGCAAUUUACAUUCUCGGAUGUUGUUUCUUAUGUCGGUGGACUUUUGGGACUUUUUGCUGGCAUUUCAAUGCUUUCAAUUGUUGAAUUUUUCUACUUUUUUACUAUUCGACUCGGGGUUAAUUUAUGGAGGGUGUUGAGGGGUGGUUAG